UGUGUUGUUCAGAGCUCAUCUAGAGCAUUUUAAUGUUUAGAGCACUUGCUCUCUUCUCUUCACUCUCUUCCUGCGAUUGUCUGAAGGCUGGAUUUUGUUUUUGUCUCCCUCCCAACAGCAGUUGUUACUUGCUCAAAGUGUUGCAGAAUAGCUUAUCUGUGUGCCCCAGAAGGGUGGGACUCACCGAGAUCACAGGCUUUUACAAUGAGCCAAAGCCAGCCUGCUGACUGCAAGAAAAUUUGCUGAGGGCUCCAGCCAUGGACUUUGCAAAAGGCAGUGAUUGUUCUGGUGGGACUCGGCUGGUCCAGAGCAGCACUGCAGAGACACAAGUGAGCAUCACCUCAUCCUGGAAAAUCACUGCUUGUGUGGCACUGCUGUGCAUCUCUGCUGUCCUGUGUUGUGAGCGACAGGAGCAGGAGGACCCAGAGCUGUUUCUGGACGCUUGGGUCGCAUGUACUCAGUGACAAGAGCUCCAGAGCUGGGAAUCAGCCUUGAGCCAAGCUCUGCUGGCAUGCACCUGGGACCGCUCGCCUAAAGCCUUGUCGCUCUGCACCUGCCCCCUCUGCACGUUCACUGUGCUCACCCUCGUGUUUCAUCAGGUUACUGCAAAGCCUGGAGGAGUCUGAACUCAUUCUGUUCAAGGCUCAGACUACACCUUUGUGCUCCUGAGGCAAAGACUAAAAGGAAGGCACCAAUUUGUCUGUUUAAAUUUUCUGCCAGGAGUCUUUGCAAUGGAUGAUGGAGCAGAGUCUCUGAUGACUGUGCAUCUCCUCACCCACUUGGGACACUCAUUUCCUCUGCAGCAAACUCUGGAUCGGCUUUUGGAGUGGCUCUGCCUGGACGUUCGCCUUUUCCUGGUGUCUGAGCGAGUUCCUCCACUGAAGUACUCUGAGAGAUACCGCAAGAGGAGCUGCAGCUUUCCCGGAAUAUCCGUCCUCCUUUUUCUGCACGAGGACUUGGGAGAAGAACGGAUUUUCCAGGUGCACGAGCAAUUCCAGCGCCCUCCCUGGCGCUACCAGCGUGCCCAGUUUGCCGAUGGGCGAAGCCCCCGCUGCGCCUAUGCCCCAUGGCAGCAGGACUUCUAUGGGCUGGGCGAGCAGCUGCCCGUGUGGGGCGUCAGGCGGGUGCACUGCGGCCCCGAAAUCCUGCGGGUCACCCUGUACUGCAGCUUUGAGAACUACGAGGAUGCAGUGAGGCUGUACGAGCUGAUCCUGCGGAAGGAAGGCGCCCUGCAGAGCAGCACUCUGUGCGUCUUCGCGCUGCACACCGCCCCGCACGUGGCCGUGCAGCUGUGCCUGAAGCAGCUGCCCGCCGGGGUGCUGGCCCAGCCCAGGGACUCGGCAGCCUUGCAGUUCAAGGUGCAGGAAAUCGGGCAGCUGGUGCCCCUGCUGCCCAACCCCUGCGUUCCUAUCAGCAGCACCAGGUGGCAAACGCAGGACUACGAAGGAAACACAAUUCUGCUCAAGGUUCAAAACAGCUCCAGGACCCUUGAAACAAACAUCGGGCUUUCCCAGCAGCAGAAUAAUACAGGCAGUGGAAAAAUCCCGCAGGACUGUAUGCCAGCCCCUCUCCCUGUAAAGCAGGGUAAUCCCGGGCGGAGAAGCCAGGAGGUCAGAGCUGUGAAGGGUGGAGCAGAACGUGACCCGAGUGCAGCCCUUGCCUCUGCACAAGCCAGCAGAGACCUGCAGAGGCCCGCGUGCUCUCCUCCCGGUGUCGCGGCAUCCCGGGCGGGCCGGGCAGCGGCGCCGCUGCGCAGGCAGGCGGGCAGCAGCCUGCGGGCUGCGCUCCCGGGGAGCCGCGGGGCCGACACCACACUGAAUUUCCACGGAGGGAUGCUAAGGAGGCUGCAGGAAAAAUAA
Molecule: messenger RNA, 1859 nt
Organism: Ficedula albicollis (Collared flycatcher)
Lineage: Eukaryota; Metazoa; Chordata; Aves; Passeriformes; Muscicapidae
Gene: FAM124B
Product: family with sequence similarity 124 member B
Exons: 4
Coding region: 732-1859 (375 amino acids)
Cellular component (GO): nucleoplasm
Source: RefSeq, a predicted model, not a curated record